AUGAUUCCCAAUACCAGAUUUAAACUUGAACCUGUACCAAAAAAAGAAUACGGAGAAUUUUACAUCGGCGAUGCUUACGUGUGUAUGAAUACAAAAUAUCAGCAGUGGGAUAUUCACUUUUGGAUAGGAGAGGGUGCAACGCCAGAUGAAAUUGGCGCAGCCGCCAUCACCGCAGUACAAAUUGAUCAAGCCUUGGGGGGUUUUCCGGUGCAGCACAGAGAAGUGCAAAACCAUGAAUCGUCACUGUAUAUCAUGGGAGGAUAUGAAUCUGGAUAUCAUCAUGUGGAAGGUUUGUUCAACAAUUUCAAACCUCAUCUGUAUCACUGCAAGGGAAAAAGGAAUGUUCGAUGUACUGAGGUUGAGUUCAAAAAGCAAUCUCUGAACCUUGGCGAUGUUUUCCUGCUGGAUCUCGGGAAAGAUAUCUACGUCUGGAUGCCACCUAAAAGUGGAAGACUGGAACGGAUCAAGGGAAUGGCCCGAGCCAGAAAUAUCGCUUUUGAUGAAAGAAGCGGAGCGUCUUCGGUGCACGUUCUUGGUAUAAAUAAUUACAAUCCUUCUAUAAUAUUACAUUUAGAUUCCGACUGGAACACGGACGAAGAUUUUUGGUCACAUUUCGGAGGACUUGGUGCUGUGAAAUCAAUCGCUGUCGCUAAGGAUGAUGAUGAGAAUUACUGGAAGAGGACCACGGAACAAAUGACUCUGUGGCGAGUUUCGGAUGCUUCUGGAACACUGAAGCUGACGAAGGUCGCUCAAGGAGAACUCAAGCGAAAUAUGCUUGAUACGCAGGACGCGUUCAUCCUUGAUGCCGUUAACGGCGGCAUCUAUAUUUGGGUUGGUAAGGGCUGCACCAUGAAUGAGCGAUCAAAAGCGAUGAUUUAUGGAGAGCAAAACUUCCGCCAUGGACUCAGGUCACGAGAGUACUUGAAUCAGCCGAGCCUUCCUCUUUUACGCAAUGGCAAGUUUGGAGAAUGGGAAGACGCCAAAAAGAAGAAGGUGUUUGAGCCGCGACUCUUCCAAGUUUCAGAUGAGAGCGGAAAGAUGAAAGUCGAAGAAAUUGCCAACUUCAAUCAGGAAAGCUUGGAUGGCGACGACGUUAUGAUCCUAGAUGCACUGAACACCAUUUAUGUUUGGGUCGGUCUAGGAGCCAAUCAAGAAGAGAAGAAGGGAGCUCUCAACACAGCGAAGAAAUAUCUGGAACAAGGGAAGUUGCCGCGUCAUAAGCAAACCAUUAUUGAAACGAUCUAUCAAGGCAAGGAAACACCUACUUUCAAGAAAUUUUUCAAAUCAUGGAAUGAUGAACUAUUCCAAGGAAAUGAGCGUUCGGUUGAAAAUGUGAGGAAGCUUCUUUUCAAUUAA
Molecule: messenger RNA, 1356 nt
Organism: Strongylus vulgaris
Lineage: Eukaryota; Metazoa; Nematoda; Chromadorea; Rhabditida; Strongylidae
Source: the annotation of a GenBank genome assembly